GAGGAUCUGAGAGCAUCCAAUUCAGCGCUCCCUGACAGUUGUGCACAGGGAAGGCGCCGUCGUAGAAACCGGACAGCUGGAGUUGUUGUUCAGUAUUAAUAAUACACGUGGCUAAGGAUAAAUGUUAUUAUAGGGUACCGUUUUAUGAUUUACAACGACAGAGAGAGCAUUCCAGGGAAUUUUAAUCUGCCGGGUUUCAGAUAUUACACCGGACACUAUUUGAAUCGCUAAGUCUCGUCCCAGUGAUGGCAGCGGAAGAGCUUUUGUUGUGCAUGGAAUAAAACAACUACAGGGCAGAGAGAACCUUUAGGCAUUUAGUGCAAGAAGAAUAAGAACAUCGACUGGGGAAAUGGUUUGUUUCUGGAAGACAUGCUGUGUGCAUCAGCACCAUUACGCGCGUAGAUCACCGGUCACCUGUUGAAGUUGCGUGGUGAGCUGGUUCAGGUUUUGCUUUCAAACGGGAGGAUCGACUUGAACAGCUCUUUAACAAAUGCCCGACCCGUCCACCGGUCUGUAUGAUGCACUGAUUCCCCGUUAUGUUGUAGGAUGAGCGCUGAUCUGGAGAGCGUUUCGCUCAACACAUCGGCAAACUCGGCCGGCUCGGGGGUGCGUGCGCUCUCGGCAAACGUUCGGAGGCUCCACAACGCUCUCAACCUGCUGCUUAGCGACCUGGAGAGAGAGCAGUUUAUCCACUGUCUUAAUGUGUACCACGCCAAGCGCAACGUCUUCGACCUGGUCCAAACUCUCAAAGUGAUUCUCAACUCGCCCGACAAACGACAGCUGCUGCCCAUGCUGCGCCUGGUCAUCCCGAGGUCCGACCAGCUGCUGUUCGACCAGUACACGUCCGAGGGACUCUACCUGAAGACAUACCUCCUCCCCAGCAACUGUAGCGCGGAGGGUUUUGGAGACGAGGGCGACUCAACUCUGCAGAAAUAUGUCAGUUCCAUUCAGGAGCAGCCCCUCUCUUCGGGCUAUCCGGGUGUCAGCGCAGCGGCGGAGCCGUCGGCUUCCAUGGCCCCGCCAUUCUUCGAGGGUCCCUUUGGAGAAGUGCGCAAAGUCACCCUGACGCGCUCUAGGAGCCACGAGGGUCUAGGCUUCAGCAUCCGCGGCGGGUCGGAGCAUGGCGUGGGGAUCUACGUGUCCCUAGUGGAGCCUGGCUCGUCGGCCGAGAGAGAGGGACUCAGGGUCGGGGACCAGAUAGUGGCCGUUAACGACAUGAUGUUUGACAAUGUCACUCACAUAGAUGCAGUGAAGGUGCUGAAGGGAUGCAAGAUGCUGGCCAUGUCAGUGUGUUCUAUGGGUCGGAUCCCUGGAGGCUACAUCACCAACCACAUGUACAGCUGGGUGGACCCUCAGGGCCAAAGCGUCUCCCCACCGCCUGACAGCCAGGAGGCCAUUCAGAGGAAAGGGCACAGCAUGGAGGAGAGGACGGUAAAACUGAACAUGGACAAUGGUCGCUCUCUGGGCCUAAUGAUCAGGGGUGGUGCUGAGUAUGGACUGGGGAUCUACAUCACUGGAGUGGACCCUGGAUCUGCUGCAGAUGCUGGUGCACUAAAGGUAGGUGACCAGAUCCUGGAAGUGAACGGUCAGAGCUUUGUCACCAUCUCCCACGAUGAGGCAGUUCACAUCCUCAAAACAGGACGCCACCUGUUGAUGAAGGUGAAGGAUGUGGGUUGUAUGCCUCAUGCACGUACAGAAGUGGAUGAGACCAAAUGGAUCUGCAGUCAGCCCAUAGCUGAGACCAACGCUACAGCUAACCCAAGUUCUGUCACCAACCCCACUGUCAAUGCUGGCAUCCUUGCUAGUGUCAGUGCUAGCACCUGCAGUACAAGACCAUCCUCAGCCAGAGCUACACCUGUAUUAGGAAAGCCAGCAGUAUACAGAGGUGUGGGCCCACCAGGUGCGCAGGUGUCUUUGGAGCAGCAGGCCUACAUGCUGCUGACGGAGCCAGAGAGGCAGACCAUGGCCUACUACAUGCAGGAGUACCAGGAAGGACAUAUAGGAGUGGAGCCGCUAGCCAUGGCUCUGUUUGAGCUCUUCAACACACAUGCAAAGGUGUCCAUGUUGUCUGAAGUGAGGAGUCUGGUGGCUCCCGAAGAUCUGGACUUGUAUGACAGGCUGGUGUUGCACCAUGAGAGGGAGGCCCACCAGGCUUGGCAUGGAAGCCUCGGAGUGCUGCAUCCACAGGGCCACUGCAACCACGAAGCACCUGUGAUCCAUGAUACAGGACACACUGUCCCUGCUAUGGAUGAAAUGCAAGCUUUAGGUGAAUCUCCUCCACCCUUCAGGGCUGCUCCUCUGCUGGCUCAGAGCAAACCAUCUAGGGAGAAGGAGCUCAGCCGGAAGCCUUCAGCCCGGCUGGUGCAGGCUGGCUCCAAUAUGCUCUUCACUGGCCCCACUCGGCUGCUCCAGGACUGCCUCCACAAGUCGCUGAAAUCCCUGCCCACUACCCAUCAGCCCUCACCAUCUGCCCAACACACUUGCACCAGUGCCAUCCACCACACUUCCCUCAAUGCACUGAAUCACACCUGCCAGAGUUACCUCCAGCUCUCUGACUCUGAACACCACAACCACUUAGCUCAUUGCUUCCACCACCAUGCUUCCAACCACAGUCGGCCCAGUUCAGGACACCAUACCUGCCCAGGCUUCCUGGCCCAUCGGGACACCUCCAGCUUUGCUAAGCCAGAAGCACCUGACAAGCUCUCUUCCAGAUCCAGCUCCUAUGAGAAAUCCUCCAUCUUGUCGAAGUCUGUGCCCUCUUCCAAAGCGGCAUCUCCCAUGCCAUCCCCUCAUCCAUCACCCCGUCCCUCACCAUGUCCCUCGCCCUGCCCCUCUCUCAUCACACCUGCUGCUCCACCCUGUAGUCCUAACAGGCCUUGCUCACCUGCUCUGAUACAGAAAGUCAUCAUAACAGAUAUGAACCGGCUGUCUGCAGACUCCAGACCACAGCAAAGAGGGGCCACCCUGUCCCAACUGUCAGACAGCGGCCAGACUCUGAGUGAGGACAGCGGGGUGGAUAUAGCCGAGGCAGGAGGCCUCAGUAAAGACGGCAGCCCUCGACCCAGCAGGAACCGGCAGGGCCAUUUGGAACAGCAAGGGGCCCAUACACCUCUUCCAGGGGCCACCAGACAAACUGGCUCACCGGUCCCGGUGCCCACUGCAACUGUGGUACGAGUGGUGAAAAAUGCCAACACCCUUGGUAUCGCCAUAGAGGGGGGAGCCAACACACGCCAACCUUUGCCACGCAUAGUUACCAUUCAGAAAGGGGGAUCGGCUCAUAACUGCGGCCAGCUGAAGGUGGGUCAGGUCAUCUUGGAGGUCAAUGGCAUUUCCCUUAGAGGUCGGGAGCACAAGGAUGCCGCCUGGAUCAUCGCCGAGGCCUUCAAGACCAAAGAGAAGGAUCACAUUGACUUCCUGGUGGUUGAGCCAGGACUCUAGUAUGAGGACUAUUGUAUUUUAUGCAGCUUUAUUGAAUUAGACACUGUUUUACUGCUUCGAGGGAACCUCAUGAACUCCUCAUGAUGUUGUCCUAUAACCAUGGCCCUCAUUUUAAUUUCAGGGAAAGGAUUAGUAAAAAGAUGUGUUGGGUAUUUGUUGAUUGCACUCUACUAGGAUUUGCACAAUUGAAAUUUAGAAAAGGAAAUGACAUUAAUAUUUGCCAUAAAACUAAUAUGCAAUUU
Molecule: messenger RNA, 3680 nt
Organism: Micropterus salmoides (largemouth bass)
Lineage: Eukaryota; Metazoa; Chordata; Actinopteri; Centrarchiformes; Centrarchidae
Product: whirlin-like
Exons: 11
Coding region: 547-3438 (963 amino acids)
Biological process (GO): auditory receptor cell stereocilium organization; sensory perception of sound
Cellular component (GO): stereocilia ankle link complex; photoreceptor inner segment; stereocilium tip
Molecular function (GO): protein binding
Source: RefSeq, a predicted model, not a curated record